Messenger RNA from Onychostoma macrolepis, 1425 nucleotides. RefSeq lists its product as uncharacterized. The coding region runs from base 662 to 1273 and encodes 203 amino acids. The record is from RefSeq and is a predicted model, not a curated record. The transcript has 9 exons. NCBI's taxonomy places the organism in Eukaryota, Metazoa, Chordata, Actinopteri, Cypriniformes, Cyprinidae.
UGCAAUAGUACCCUACUUUACGGUUGAGCAAACUGUACACUUGUGCAUGCUUUAGUCCAUGUUAUUCCUUUUUUGAUGAGGAAUAAAUACCCUUUUCUUUCUUUCUACAUUUAAGGAUGCCUUUUCAUCUAAUUGAAUUUCAAGCAAGCGAGGACAUUGCUGUUGUGCCAAUUGACUGGUAUGAUGAUGGGAUGGUGUACUGGCCCAACUUUAAGAGCACUGAACGUGUGAAAAGGGCAGCUGCUAACGAGGAGAAGCAUGAGCCAAACUGGCCAAGAUAUGACGUAAAGGUCGUCAGAACUUGUGACAACUACAAAGACGCCGUUAGGCUUAUGAAUCAAUAUCAGACCGGCUGCAACACCUCUGAGCUACAGUCUGAUGCAGAGCAGGAGGCCAUCGUUUCGGGGACUCUGAUGAGAGUGAAGAAGAGCCAGAAAAUGGUGACUUUGCAUCUCUGAGGUCGUCACGACCUUUCAAUUUGCCUGGUGUAUCAGCUGAAGCCUCAAACUCAAGCCAAUUGCACUGGCAGACUCCACCAUCUCGCCGAGUGCCAGGCAGCAGAGUAACUACUCCUCAACCUGGAGAAAACUGUCUAGCACCUGACCAUGGGGCAGGACAGCAACACCCUUCACCACCUCAACUCCCUGCACCCGCAUUUAACAUGCGGAGAGUUACUCAAGGAACGGCAGGCCCUCCACAACUCCCUCCACCCCCCGCACCAGCCCUCAACAUGCGGCGAACAGAGGAGCCCUGUUCAAGCCUGACCUACAGACCAACAUGGCGAGGGGGAAGAAACACUCAACAAGACCAGCUUGUGGCAAGGGUGAACUACCUCAGCAGCAGGCUGAACAGCACCCCGGGGCCAGAUGUUGAGAUGCCCGACAAUAUCCAUUUUCCCCUGGAACAUUUGGAGGCAGUGGAGGCAUUUGAAAUGUUUUUAAAGGAACCGUCAAAUGGCCCAGCUCGACAGAGAGUGAUUUCUUCUUUAGCCACCAUUGGAGGCCAGGAUGUGAAGAGGGUGACCUGGAACAUCCUGGGCAGGCUCUUCACAGAUGAGGUGUCUCCUCAGAUAAACUGGAAGGGUGUUAAUAACAAAAAGCCCUUCAGUAGGAUGGCAACGAAGACCUUGCUUUUCAGUGCUGUGAGGAAAAACACGGUGACACGGUCAGCCACGGACGCGGAGGUCACCAAGCACGCAAUCAGGUGGUUCAACCGGGCGGGGGAUCGGGCAACGAGGAGACGUGUCCCGCCUCCAUCCACACAAACGGAGUAAUAGGAGAAAUAAGCAAUAAACAACCUUUUUAUUGAACUUCUUGUCGUUCACCAGUUAUUCAUUUUCUGAUAUUUUAGCUGUGCAUAGCGCAGCAUUUCAUUGAAGUUGUAGCCUAAUAGAUCAAAUAUUUUGUUUGCACCGACCUAGGCCUA